Molecule: messenger RNA, 2567 nt
Organism: Vigna unguiculata (cowpea)
Lineage: Eukaryota; Viridiplantae; Streptophyta; Magnoliopsida; Fabales; Fabaceae
Product: ubiquitin-like modifier-activating enzyme atg7
Biological process (GO): autophagy of mitochondrion; cellular response to nitrogen starvation; piecemeal microautophagy of the nucleus
Cellular component (GO): phagophore assembly site; cytoplasm
Molecular function (GO): Atg8 activating enzyme activity; Atg12 activating enzyme activity
Source: RefSeq, a predicted model, not a curated record
ACAUUUCUUCUUCUUUCUUCUUGGUUUCCAAGAAGAAACAAAGACAAUGGCUACUCUCAUCGACUCUCAUUUCUUAGCGUUCACCGCACUUGUCACUUUUCUGUUUUCGACAUCACCGCGCUCCUCAAAUUCGACAAAGUCACUGAUUUUUCCGGCAUCCUUAUUCUUUACUGCACUUUGACCAAAUUUUCUUAGUUUUAUAAAUAGAGGGAGUACAUUAGUAUGACAAUUGCACAGAAGCCAAACUAGAAGGACCGAAGGAUCUUCUUUGGAUUUUACGAUCCAUGUCAUCUCCCAAAGAAUCCUGGAUGGCCUCUUCGCAACUUCUUAGCACUUAUUUCUGUGAGGUGGAAUCUCAACUCAAUUCAAUUUUUCUGCUACAGAGAGAACCGUGGUUUUGCAGAUAUGAAGUUGUCUCUUGUUGGUGAAGCAUUGAUAACAGUUCCACAAGGGUGGAAAGACACAGUGCCUAGUGCAGUUGGAUGGGAACUUAAUAAGGGUAGAAAAGCUUCUAGGUGUAUAAGCCUUGCACAGUCCAUGGAUCCAACCAGAUUGGCCAUAUCUGCUGCAGAUUUGAAUUUAAAGCUUAUGAGGUGGCGUGCUUUGCCAUCUCUAAACUUGGAUGCCUUAUCUUCCAUGAAGUGUCUUCUCCUUGGAGCUGGCACGCUUGGAUGCCAGGUCGCACGCAUGCUUAUGGCAUGGGGUGUUCGAAAAAUUACUCUAGUUGACAGUGGUAGGGUGGCUAUGUCUAACCCAUUGAGGCAGUCUCUUUAUACUUUGGAUAACUGUCUUAAUGGUGGUGAAUUUAAAGCUACUGCAGCAGUUGAAAGUCUCAAACGGAUAUUUCCAGCAGUGGAUGCAGAAGGUAUUGUUAUGGCUAUACCAAUGCCUGGACAUCCCAUACAAAGCCAGGAACACGAUAGUGUGCUUGAUGAUUGUAAAAGGUUGCAUGAUUUAAUUGAAGCUCACGAUUCAGUUUUUUUGUUAACCGAUACAAGGGAAAGUCGAUGGCUGCCAACACUCCUCUGUGCCAAUACUAUCAAGAUUACCAUUACUGCUGCACUAGGGUUUGACAGUUUCUUGGUUAUGCGUCAUGGAGCUGGUCCUUUAAGUCAGGACCACAAGUUGGAAACAUCACCUAUCCAUUCCAUGACAUUGAGAAGCAAGAGGUCGUACCCGUCCAGUCAUAAAGAAUCUGCAGUUCCAAUAGCGGCACUAAGAUAUUGCUUUGGUGGGGGAUUUUUCUGGCAUCUACACCUGUACUGGAGGGUGCUGAAUGGCUGGUAAUCAUUGGACUGAUCUUUCUCACAUUCUUGCUUCUUUUUGUCAGUGGCAUUCCGCUGCUCGAGGUUUGCUUCUUACCUAUUAUUUUAUCAAAAGUAUGGUAUAAUUUCUUGGCUUUCUUGAUGAUGAAUUGCAUGAUGGAGACAAGAUUUGGCAGAUAAGAAGUUUGGUAACGUAGAUGGGUAUAGCAUAUACAAGAAAGAACAAGCCCUUUAAUUCCAUUGCCACCAUAAGUCUAUGGGAACUUACCGGCAUGGUUCAAAACAACCCUUCUCUUAGAGUUUCCAUUCUACAGUCGUAAUCUUCCACAAGAAGAGAACUGGUGAGACUUGGGUUUUGGAUGCAACUCCCGGAAAAGUUCGAGCGGGUGGAGAUGGAGAAGAUCAUCCAGCAGAACUUAUGUCCUUUCUAAUUAUAUUGCCCAGGGAGAUGAGUGGUCUGAAUGCAAUUUUAUACUCUGAACAUGAUUUGUCCAUCCCUGUUCGUGUGCUCCCACCCUCAUAGGCAUGAUGUCUUAUGGCUUCUCAGGGCAAAAAAUUCCAUCAAUUAUAGCGGCGGUGAUUGAUUAUUGGUCUUAUGUUGUUUUUAUGUUUAUUUGUUUCGAACCAAUAAUUGUCUAAUCUUAUAUGAGUAAUGUUGUUAUGCUUAGGUGGUUGGUUAUCGAUAAUGACCCCUAAUGAAAGACUAGCGCAUUUGUCCAUUCUCAGUCUCCGUAUAUUGAGAUGAUUGACAAUUUGUUUAGGUAUCAUGAGGUGUUGUGUGUUGUGCGCUGUGCGCCGUGUUUUGUGCGUUGUGAACAGAGCCUAUCAUCUAUGUUUUAGGGGUUAGGGUUUUCGAUAAUGGUGCCUAAUACAAAAGUAUAUGACAUCUAUGUGUACAUACUCAGUCUUUGUACAUUGAGAUGAUUGACAAUUUGCUUAGGGUUCAUGGGGUGUGGUGGUGUGUGUUUUUCUUUUUUGCGUUGUGUAUUGUGUGUUAUGUGUUAUUAAUUGUGUUGUGUGUUGUGUGCUUUGUCGUGUGUUGUGCGUUCUUUAUUAUUAGUUGUGUGUUGUCUACUUUGUUGUGUUAUGUUAUGUUUUUGUGUGUUGUGCACAAAGCCUAUGUGUCCAUACUUAGUCUUUGUUCAUUGAUAUGGUUGACAAUUUGCUUAGGGUUCAUGAGUUGUUGUGUUUGUGGUGUUAUGGUGUGCGUUUUUCUAUUUUACGUUGUGCAUUGUGUGUUAUGUGUUAAUAGUUGUGUGCUCUAUGUUGUGUGCUUUGUCGUGUGUUGUGUGUUCUUUGUUA